CAUGUUGAUGAUGGUAAUGCUGCAGCAGCCUCAGGGAAUACAUACUUACAGUUCCUAUGCAAUAUUAUUUCUCUCUUUAAUAUUUUCAUAACAGCUUUACUAGUAUAUUUGCAUUUGUUUAAAAGAAAAUAUUUGCUAAGUCAUUCAAUACAAAGUUGCAUCAAAUACUAAUAAGAAAUGUUUUUUUUUUUUACCUUUACAAUUUUUCUCUGGUACAUCGUCAUAUUAUCACGGCUGUGUCUGCAGUUUAGGUAUUGGGAAACAGCUACACAGUCUUGCAAGCUAGAAGGUAUGCAAGUAGAUGACUGACUGUUGGAGCAGCUGGCACAUUUAAAUAAGUAAAUAUAGUGGUGAUUGGUUUUCCUUUUUUUUUUUUUUUUCUUAACAGAAGCAAAAACAUUUUUUGAGGUGAAGAGAAGAUGAGGUGGAAGGAUUGUCAUCAGAUCAAUGACAAUAAAAGAAUGGAAAAGGACAGACAACUGCGGUUGGGUUGUCCAGUUGUACUGUUAGGAGGAUUUUGGGGAAAGAAGAGAAGAAACCCCUGAAAUAUGGCUAAGGGAUUAUGCUAUAGGGAGAGAAAAAGAGGAAAGCAAAGUCUAGUCACAUCAAUGUCUGGGAGCUUUGUCAUAGCCUUACGUGAGGUCUGGACUCUUCCUUUGGGUUUGAAGGAAGUCCAAAGGGAGAAGGGAAAAGAAAGUAGGCUUAGAGGGAUGUAGGAAAGUACUAUAUGAUCUCAGUGUAGUGGUAGUCUGGAAGUGGCAAAAGAUGCAACAAAACUUGGAGGAGGCCAGUGACUGUGACCCUUAAGUAACUCACUGAUCACCAGCAUGGAAGUUAAAACCAGCAAAGGUCAUUUGAAAGUCCAUAAAAUGAAGAAGAAGGUAUUGAGGAAGCAAGUCAGAGCUCAGCAUACAUUGAUGAGACAUGAGGGCAUUGAAUGUAUCUCCCAUCCCACACAGAGCCUGGUUAUUGCCAAUGCUGGUCUUGGUAAUGGGAUGAGUAGACAGCAGCUGCUCAGAAUAGUAGAAGAAUAUGGAUUGGUGGAAACACUCUUAAUGCCACCGAAUAAACCAUAUUCAUUUGUGAAAUAUGGGACAACAGAAGAAGCCAAGAAAGCCUUUGAUGCCCUUAAUGGAAAAGAAGUAACACUGGAAGACUUUGGCCAAAACAUUGUUCUAUAUAUUAAUUUUGUGGAAAAAGUUUUCUGGCAGAAUGCUGUUCCUACAAGCUUGCCUCCAGGCCUAAUGGUCAUUGAAAAGAUUAUUUCUCCAGAGGAGGAAAGGAGGAUGUUGGAAAGUAUUGACUGGAUAGGAGAUGAAGAUACUCAAAAUGCCCAGAAGACUUUAAAGCAUAGAAGAGUAAAACAUUUUGGAUAUGAGUUUUGCUAUGAUAACAACAAUGUUAAUAAAGACAAACCUUUACCUGGAGGUCUUCCUGAAAUUUGUGACCUGUUCUUGGAGAAGUGCUUGAAGCAGGGUUAUAUCGAACAUAAACCUGAUCAACUGACUGUAAAUCAGUAUGAACCUGGACAAGGAAUUCCUCCUCAUAUUGAUACACAUUCCGCUUUUGAGGAUAAAAUAAUCUCUCUCAGUUUAGGAGCUGAGAUUGUGAUGGAUUUCAAACACCCUGAUGGCCAUACAGUGGCAAUUAUGCUGCCCCGAUGCAGUUUAUUGGUGAUGGCUGGAGAAUCCAGAUACCUGUGGACGCAUGGGAUUACACCCCGAAAAUAUGAUAUCAUUCAAGCAUCUGAGCUUGGGCAAAAAGUUGGAACAAUCACUGCUGAUGUUGGAGAUUUGACACUAAAUCGCAGGGAAACAAGGACAUCAUUUACAUUCAGGAAAGUGAGGAGAAGCCCUUGCAAUUGCAUUUACCCAUCUGUCUGUGACAGCCAGAAAGGACAGCAAAGACAGGUACAACCUUCAUUUCCCCACAAUGACAUGGAGGCCUCGAAGCUGGAGCAAGAAUACGUACACAAGGUGUAUGAAGAAAUUGCCACACACUUCAGCAGUACCAGGCAUAGCCCAUGGCCCCGAAUUGUAGAGUUUCUCAGGUCCCUACCAAAAGGGUCAAUAGUAGCUGAUGUUGGUUGUGGUAAUGGGAAAUAUCUAGGCAUCAACAAGGAUUUGUACAUGGUUGGCUGUGAUCGCAGCAAAAACCUGGCGGAUAUUUGUGGAGAAAAAAAUUUCCAGGCUUUUGUCUGUGAUGCCCUGUCGGUGCCAAUCCGCAGUGGUUCUUGCGACGCCUGCAUCUCUAUUGCUGUAAUCCACCAUUUCUCAACAGUGGAGAGGAGACUGGCUACCAUCUGUGAACUAGCCCGGCUUCUAAGACCUGGUGGAACGGCACUCAUUUAUGUCUGGGCAAUGGAACAAGAAUACAAAAACCAGAAGUCUAAAUACCUUAAGGAAAAGAAUGAUAGUAAAGACAAAGAGGAGGAAAUCAAUAUUGGCGGAGUCCAGAGACCACUUAGCGAUCAAAUGCCUGAUAGCAGCAGCCAAGACUCAGCAUGUUCUGACCGACUUCUUAAUGACUUGAACGAUGAAGGCUGUGCUGCAAAGUUAGUAGCAGACUCCAGACUGCCUGUUCACACUAACCGAACCUCCUUUCACUCUCAAGACUUGCUAGUUCCCUGGCACCUGAAAGGUGGCACUAAAAAGAAAGGGGAAAGCAUUGAUACAGUGUCGUCUCCAGCUGGCUCCAAGGAAUCACAAGAGCUCAGCCCUGUUUUCCACCGCUAUUACCAUGUGUUUUGUGAAGGGGAACUGGAAGCAGCAUGCAGAUCCCUGGAUUGUGUGAGGGUUCAAAAGAGUUACUAUGAUCAGGGAAACUGGUGUGUGGUUCUAGAAAAGUUGUAGCCUGUGGUGUUUCCUCCACUAUCUGUGGCGUUUUGUUUGUUUUUUACAGCAUGAAAGGUAUUUUUAAUGCAGGCUACAGCUAUUACCCUCUUUUAAAAUAGCAGAAUAAAGAUUGUUUAUUGAGUUAAUAACAGUAACUAGCACUUUGUGCAUAUGUUAACAAAAUAAUGGCCAAACUUGGAUACUACCUCUGCACAGCAUUUAUUUCACUCUUUUGAAUUACAGCAAAGAGGAUUAAGUAGGAAAAUACUGCCCAUGGAAAUCAGUAAGGCCAGUGUUGAGCUUUUAAAGAAAAAGGGCCUGGUUCUCCCUUUUCUUACACCAGUUUAUGCUGGUGUAGCUGUAGUGGCCUCCCUGCAGCCCACAGCUAAUUGGAAUGGAGCUCUGGGCAGGAAAAGUAAAGCUGUUUGCUGUAUAAAACUGUGGGUCAGGGAGGAGGGAAUGAAUGGCAUGUGAAGGAGUUUAGCUGAAGAGUCAAAACAUUGCCUGAAGUUCAGGCCAGCCUGUUUUGGUGUCUGUCAGGGGUCACAGAUCUCUUUCAGUUUGGAAUUUACUCUCUUGGUCAUGGUAAUAAUGAUUUCCUCAAGGGGAACUGGAAAGCCAGUGGGGAUACCACAGCCCUUUUUCUCUUCCUUCACCCUCAAGCACCCACAGUUCAUGCUGUCACUCCCCAGAUUUCUCUAGGUCUUCAUUGUAGUGUUGUUUGAAAGCUCCUCUGAGGUGUCAGUUGCCCAGCUGGAAUACCCUGAUGAGUUCUGCUAAAUGCCUGCCUUCCUGUGAGUGCAGGGCUCUGUGCCUGUAGUACCAGGGCUCAUGGUGUGGAGUGACAGCGCAGAUGCCCCUAGAAGAAAAAAAAAAGGAAAAAGAUUAAAGUGAAUGCAGUAUUGGUGCAAGUUUUCUGCAGGGUAGUUUCAACGCCUAAAUUUUGGCAGUGGAACAAGUUUUAUUUAUUGUACUUCAGAAGAACAAAAAACUGGACUGGAGGGGAACUGAUGCUGGGCUGGCUGACUCACAGCAGCCAUUGCUGCCGUUGCCUGCAAUGACUAGCACAAUUUAUUUAACACAGCUCUUGUGCUGUCAAAGGAGUGUGCUACCUGGAAUGCAUUUCCAGAAUUAAAAUAUAAUGGACUGGCUUUUGCAGGGUGAGUGGCUGUUGGUGCCACUAGAAGCCAGUACUGCUAGGCUAUGCCCUCAUUGCACUUCUCAUUGUUUCAUUGCCUGUAGUUGUAGCAAGAUCUGUGCUAUAGGCAGGUCAUUGUUGCUGUAACUAAUGGCAUCUAAACUGAGGUGCCCGUCCUGAAUCAUGUGGGGACUUGGAGGGCAGCUGUGUGCCGUUGGCCUACUCCUGCCUGCCUCAGACUUGCAGGUUAGAGGCUGCUGUGCUGGCAGCCUGCUCCCAGUCACCAUUUCUCCUAGACUCUGCCAUUUUCCCCCAUCAUAUAAUGGAAGAAAUCUGAGGGGAACGACAGUGGUAAGAGAGGAGCUUGCUGCCACCACAAUUCAUCUGGCCUGUGCCUGGCUCACUAUCUGCUUCCAAAGAACCCUUGGGGAAGAAGAUCUCAUUCCUCAGCUGCAUAUGUUGUCCAUGUAGCAGCAGCCCUGUGCUAGCUGAUUUCUUUUCUUUGGGCGACAUGGAGGUAUGUCCAUGGCAGAUGACCCUUCUCAGGCAUGUUCAGGAGUUGGUUUGCACACAGUCAGUAAAUACCACAUAGCGUUGGAUUUCCCAUACAUGUGUGGUUUGGCUCUUCUGGUAUUGCGGCAGCUGGUGAGUUUAUGCAGGAGGAGCCUUCCUGCUUGAUAACAUCUGUGGUCAGGCUUUUGGGCGUUGCUGAUCCAGACCUAGUGAUGUGAGCAGGCCCUUGUGUCAGGAGAGACACAGUGCUGGAAAGUGAAGACCUUAACACUGAUGGUUGGUUGUGCAGUUUCUAUUGCGGGAGCAACUCACUGAACAGUGCUCUGGGUGUGCAGGCACACAGGGGAAGGCAGUUGUCACUCCAAGACUUGAUUUAAGCAAGAAAGUCCAAGACGAGAAGCAGAAACUGAGUCCAAAGAAUGAAGUAAACUGGUUCGUGCCAUAGGCAGAGAUGGGAAUGUGAUCCAUUCCCCGACUGCAUUGCAGGAUCAGGCACUACUCUAAUCUUAAAGCAUUACAGCAUAGCAAACUGUUCAUUUCUCACUUCCAGGCAACUGUGUCCUCCCUGCCCUUGCCCAGGGUGGGGCUUCCCCACACUGUAGGAGUGAGAGGGGCUAAUCAUGGCUCUUGCAGUCAGUAUGGAGGUUCCCAUACACUAAAGUGUAGCCUGUGGGCAGUGAUCACACGUGUUUGAUAUUCAGUAGGGCUGGUACCUGUUCUCUGGCUCUGCUUUUUGCUCCUCCUCUGCCCCUUGUUUGGCUCUUACCAAUCAUUGUUUUUGCUGUCUCCUAUUUUCCUCCUAUUCCUUUGGCCUAGAGGGGAACUUGCUUGUCCUUGCUUCUUCUCACAGCUGACAUGCAACAGGCAGAGGGUGGCUCUGGGAAGACAUGCAGGAGGGUGCUAUGCUGAUAGUUAUCAUGAGUAAAUGGCAACACUGAGUAAUAUAUUUUCAAACUAAGAAAACUUAAGAAAGCAAAUCAACUGUGAGACUUGGGUUGUUAUUUUACUUUUACUUGGCAUUACAUACUGCUGAGAAACCUGCCUACCAGUUAUUAAGACUCCAUCGUGUUUUGCAGGGGUGCCCCAGUGUGCUCUCUCCCCUCUGGGACACUUCCCAGAAAGUUGCAUUUCCCACUGGGGACCGGUUUUCAGAAGGGCCCUGCAUGACAGUUUUGCAUCGAGGGCCAUGAGCUGGCUUCAGUACUGGGACACUGUGUUUGGGUGCAGCAGUGCACCCACCUCCCAGGUGGGCCGCGGGACUGGAGCUAGCCCGGAUGGCUCCCUGGCGCAGUGCCACAUGGUGUCCAUGUGUCACUGGUGACAGAAGGCAAGGACAGCCUCUGCUGGGUGUCUGUGCAGUGACUAACUCACUAAAUUGGGUUGCCUGUUAUUUCUGAUUACUGUGGAUUGUGUUAAUGUAGAAGAAAGUAGGAGGACUGUAUCUUUUACGCUCUUUAUCUGCAUGGUCAUGUGUUUGUCGAUGCCUGGAUUCCUGCUGAGCACACAGCAGCUGCUGUUACGUUUCCCUGUAGGUGCAUUUUCCAUAAGGAUAUACAACAUGCUGGCAAGAAAUGCAAGCACGGCUUGAAACAGUCCAAAGUGUUGCCGUAUCUUGACAUUGUGUGACAAAUUAGGAAUCAGGUCUGCAGUAGCGCUCGACUACUCAAUGUACUCUUGUUCUGGAUGGGGAGAGCUCAGAGGUGCUGCCUCCUCUGAGCUGGGCAUGGCGUUAAGCACUGUUCUAACCAAGUAGGCAUAAACCCAGUUGAAAGACAUAAAACAGUUGAAUGUGGACUUCAUGUAACAAAGUCAUCUGUUUUUCUCAGGCCCUGUGGGUCCCCUAGAGCUCUGCUUCUUCCCUCCGCUUCCCUGGCAGAGGCAGCAUUAGGCAGUGUCUGGUGUCGCAUUAAGCAUUUCUUGAUUGCCAAGGCUGAUUAACAUAAUUUUUUGACUGCUGCAUAAAUGAAGCGGUCAGAUUCCCUCUUUCACCAGUUCUACGGUGAAGCACCUUGGAUGUCUGAGAGAAGAAUUAGACUUUGCUAUCAGCCUUUGAAUACCAUCGGUAUUCCUGCUGCAAGGUAUUCCUUUCAGCCAACUGCUUUUAGCUAAGUCACAGCAGCAUUUCCCAUCCAUUUCACCCUGACCCAGAGCAGACAGUGUUGCUCUCCCUGUCCCAGGCAGCCCAGCAGUGAUGGGUCUCAGCUGGUCCUGGUUCUUGCAUGGAGAAAACUGGCUUAGGCAAUGCUGAUGUGUGGGUCGAACAUGCAGUAUAUAACGCAUUACCAAAGACAGUUUUCCCGGCAUUCCCGAGGGCUGUGAGCCGGAGGCUGGUCCCGGGAGUAUGUCAGCUCUUCAAAGACAUUAGAAGAGUUGAAAGAACUCUGAUGUGCUCAGAGGCCUGGAAACAUUAUGAAAUAUUGCUUUGAUUAAAGUCAGGCAGUCUCUUCAGAUGCUCGAAGAGGAAUCAAGUGGUGAAGGAGAAAAUGACAAGGGAGGACGGCAGGUAGGUGUUAACAAAAUGUAUUGCAGAGGUUUAUUGAGGAGCUCAUUACAACACAGAAUUAUGUGCCACCGUAGCUGCCCUCUGCAGUACUUGCUUGCCCCUUCUUACCUCCGGGAAGUGUAAUGAGCUGAAACUCUUGAAGGUCAACAAUGGGAUUUAAAUGUUACAGGUUUCACAGUGCAGUGGUCUUCAUAAUAAUUAUGUUCUUUUUUUUGGCCUUAUUUAAAUAACAAAUGUGCUUAAAUGGUUAUUCAUUUUCAGUUUAGAAGAUAAAGGGAAAGCAGAGCUCCAUGUGGGUAUGACCUGUGCUGUGAAUGCCAAUGCCUCUCCUGCAGCAGUCCUCUCCCGUGUCCCAGUCAUUUUCAGAGUGUCUCAGUGCACCCAGGAGUAGAGAGGUGGGAAUUUCUGCUGUGGCCCAAAUAUGACCCUUGGUUUAGCCCUGGGCAUGUGCAGGCAAAUGUCUGGUGGUGUGACCAGAGGUGGCUGUUUGUUUUGGGGGUCACUGUCCCCCUUGUUCCCAGCCUUCUGUUCCAGGGACCACCAGGUCACUCCACCUGACCCUGCAUCAGACAGACCUGUCUGCUGAUGUGUUGCACUGUCCUGCCCUGACAAAACAAGUGCUUCAGAGCAUUUGUGGGCUUAAAGCUGAGUACACAGUGAUUUGUUGUCCCGGGGGCAGACAAAAAAUGAAACC
Messenger RNA from Aquila chrysaetos chrysaetos, 7682 nucleotides. RefSeq names its product alkB homolog 8, tRNA methyltransferase (gene ALKBH8). Gene Ontology annotation, cellular component: nucleus; cytoplasm. Gene Ontology annotation, molecular function: tRNA binding; S-adenosylmethionine-dependent methyltransferase activity. The record is from RefSeq and is a predicted model, not a curated record. The coding region runs from base 828 to 2852 and encodes 674 amino acids. NCBI's taxonomy places the organism in Eukaryota, Metazoa, Chordata, Aves, Accipitriformes, Accipitridae. Gene Ontology annotation, biological process: tRNA wobble uridine modification. The transcript has 12 exons.